This is a messenger RNA of Carya illinoinensis, 521 nucleotides long. RefSeq names its product beta-amyrin 28-monooxygenase-like. The record is from RefSeq and is a predicted model, not a curated record. Bases 1 to 510 code for a protein of 169 amino acids. Gene Ontology annotation, molecular function: oxidoreductase activity, acting on paired donors, with incorporation or reduction of molecular oxygen; heme binding; monooxygenase activity. Gene Ontology annotation, biological process: sterol metabolic process. The transcript has 4 exons. Lineage: Eukaryota; Viridiplantae; Streptophyta; Magnoliopsida; Fagales; Juglandaceae.
AUGAAACUGAAAGCUGGAUAUUGUGUAUACUUGGAGACCUACAAUUGUUGGAUCAUUGAAGCAGCCAGGAAGGGUGAGGGAAUGCUAGGAAGGUUGAGGCAGUCUGUUGACCAAUAUGGUCCAACAGCAAACCAGACCUACCAAACUCCCCAUAGAACAAAUGGAGAUAGCUUCACCUUCAAUGGCUUCUCCAUUCCAAAGGGCUGGAAGUUGUACUGGAGUGCAAACUCUACACACAAGAAUCCGGACUACUUCCCUGAACCUCAGAAGUUCGAUCCCAGCAGGUUUGAAGGACGUGGACCUGCUCCUUACGUAUAUGUUCCAUUUGGAGGAGGACCAAGGAUGUGCCCUGGAAAAGAGUACGCCCGUUUCGAAAUACUUGUUUUCAUUCACCAUUUGGUGAAAAGGUUCAAGUGGGAUAAACUCAUUCCUGAUGAGAAAAUCGUAGUUGAUCCCAUGCCUAUUCCUGCAAAGGGUCUACCUGUUCGCCUUUUCCCUCACAAAGCUUGAGGAUCUGUUGG